AUGAAUGGGAGAACGGUUCAUGAACCCGAGACCGAUAUCGAUGCUUCCGAGCUGUGGGGGAUCUAUGGCACUUUGAGUGCCGUGGAGCUAUUUCCUCAGCUGUGUCCACAUGUCCUUAUCAAUGUCAAGAUCAUCAGUGGCGAUGGCAGUGUUGGCACCAUUCUGCAGCUGACAUUUCCGCCUGGAGACCCCUCGGCCCGUGCGGGUAUGAAAAAAUUCACCAAAGUUGACAACGAGGAUUACAUUAAGGAGGCAAAAGCGAUUGAAGGAGACAUUCUCAAGCUGGGGUUCCUCUCGUACAUGAUCCAGAUGGAAGUCAUUGCGAAGGGACCCGCCUUAUCAGUACUACGAUUAACUGUUGAGUACGAGAAUGAUGAUACACAUCCUAAUCUUGAGUCUAAGGUCAGCAUUGCACCUUUGGCGGCAAUUGCUCAAGUAUUUGCAAAGUAUGUCAAGGAAAACAAGGUGCCUCAAGUAAGCUCUAAAAACAGCUUAUAUCAAAGUUUAUCAAGACACAUAAAUGAAUAG
This is a messenger RNA of Phragmites australis (common reed), 528 nucleotides long. RefSeq names its product norbelladine synthase-like. The coding region runs from base 1 to 528 and encodes 175 amino acids. Gene Ontology annotation, molecular function: abscisic acid binding; protein phosphatase inhibitor activity; signaling receptor activity. Gene Ontology annotation, cellular component: nucleus; cytoplasm. The transcript is spliced from 3 exons. Gene Ontology annotation, biological process: abscisic acid-activated signaling pathway; defense response. The record is from RefSeq and is a predicted model, not a curated record. Lineage: Eukaryota; Viridiplantae; Streptophyta; Magnoliopsida; Poales; Poaceae.